Molecule: messenger RNA, 2190 nt
Organism: Elgaria multicarinata webbii
Lineage: Eukaryota; Metazoa; Chordata; Lepidosauria; Squamata; Anguidae
Gene: CLCC1
Product: chloride channel CLIC like 1
Exons: 13
Coding region: 61-1872 (603 amino acids)
Cellular component (GO): membrane; endoplasmic reticulum
Molecular function (GO): chloride channel activity
Source: RefSeq, a predicted model, not a curated record
UCAGACUGUUAAUUGUUGUGCAAGCCUUUGAGUUUGUCCCUCCAAAUAAUUGGCAUUGACAUGGAGGAGUCCUGCGGUUUUUUGGGAAAGUGGAGGAAAUCACAGAGGAUGCUAGUUUCUUUCGUACUGUGUGCUGUCCUGCUGACAGGAAGGAGUGUAACUCAGGAUGAUGACUGGAUUGAUCCAACAGACAUGCUGAAUUAUGAUGCAGCUUCAGGAACAAUGAAGAAACCUGAUAAAGUGAUUCAGGGUGAUUCUGAAAAUAAGGAAGUGCCAAAAGAGGCUGUGAAAGAAGAAAAUAUUGUGGCUGUUUCCAGGUGCCAAAAUAAAUUAGAUUCUCUCAUUCUUAAGCUUGCAGAUUAUGAAAAGAAAGAUAAAGCCAAAUUCUAUGAAAGCAAUAGCAUUCACAUUUUUAAGAGAUACUUGAAUAAGAUAUUAAUUGAAGCUGGAAGACUUGGUCUGCCUGAUGAUACCACUGGGGAUAUGCAUUACGAUGCUGAGAUCAUCCUUACUAAACAGACUUUUAAUGAAAUUACCAGGUUCCUUAAUGAAGAGGGCUGGAAAUCAGCUCCUUUAGAUGAUGCACUUAGUAAUAUUCUGAUCAAUUUUAGACAUCAUGACUAUGAAGCUUGGAAAUGGAAGUUUGAGGAUAUGUUUGGGGCUGAUCCAUAUGAUGUCUUCAUGGUACUUUUAUGUAUAGUGUGCAUUACAGUAAUCGUUGCUACAGAACUGUGGACACACAUUGGUUGGUUUACACAGCUAAAACGUAUUAUGUUCAUAUGUUUUCUCAUCAGUUUUGGAUGGAACUGGAUGUAUCUAUAUAAGAUAGCCUUUGCUCAGCAUCAAGCUGAAGUGGCAAAAAUGGGAAAUUUUGAUAAAGUGUGUGCUGAGAAUAUUCACUGGAGUGAUGGCCUUCUGGAAUGGUUUAGAAGUUCAUGGACUUUCCAAGAUGAUCCUUGCCAAAAAUACUAUGAAACCCUAUUAGUAAAUCCAGUAUUACUCGUUCCUCCAACAAAGGCAUUGGCUGUUACAUUUACCAAUUUUGUAACGGAGCCAUUGAAGCAUAUAGGGCAAGGAAUUGGUGAAUUUAUUAGAGCGCUCAUGAAAGAAAUCCCAAUGCUGCUGCAGAUUCCAGUGCUAGUCAUCAUAGCAGGGGCAGUUUUGAUUUUCUGCUACGGGGCAGGAAGAUCAGUUACUACGCUAAGGCAGUUAACCUACCAGGACAGACAACCACCUCCUGCACUUCCCCCAAGGCAUGAGCAAAAACAAGAACAAAUACUGUAUCAACGACAGAAUGGUUCGGGCGAUAAAGGUGGCUACUUGAUGGAAGACAAUCGCUGCAUCGAGAGAGGGCCUUUUGAUAGAGGCGAUGCUUCAGCAGAAAGAUACAGGCCCAAAAACUCGGAAGGUGGCAGCAAAGCCAACAUUGAGGUUUUACGACCAGGUGAUAUGGUAGAUACACCAGCGGAAAAGCAUACCAAGUUGGCUGUCCAGAGUAAACUGGUUUCAGAAGAAGAAAAUUCACAAAAAGAAUCAGAAAAAAAGAACAGUGAAGACCACCCGGGUGGAUUGUAUUCUAAAUCAAACGAUCUGGCUACUGAUAGAAUAGUGAAAAACAGCACAGAUGAAAGCUUGGAUGAAGCAACCACCAUUGAACUAAACAAACCUAGCCACGUACAAAAACCCACAAAAGGGAAUGGAGAUGAAGCAAAAUGUACCGUUAAUGAGGACAGGAGCAAGACACAAGAUGCAAUGGAGACCACAGGGUUUAAGAGGAAAGAGAGCAGCUCAUGUGGAUUGGAAGAACCCACAGAGAAAAUUGCAGAAAGUUUGGGCUUUACUGAACAAAAUCAGAGGAACACUGCUUCCUGAUAGAACUUCACUUUUACCAGGGAUUUUUUUAAUGCUUCUACUUAAAAAAGAGAAAACAAUGAAGUGGCCAUUCUUGAAUCCAGGGAAUGGUUUACUUUAUCACUUGUCAAUACUCCACUACUUCAUUGCAUAUUAGUUAGGAUAAUACAGGCACACUGAGAUUUAAAUUAUGUUUAUCAGCGAUUUGUUUCCAUACAGCAACUUCAACCUAUUUAAAAGCAUCUUUUGGAAGAAUCAUAUUCUGACUUGAAUUAUACAUAAUAUGUUCUAGGGGUUUUAUAUUUACUACUUGUCAUUGAAAUAAAAACUUCAAUAUAC